AUGAAUUUCUUUGCAUUUUCUCUGAUUUUGCUCGUUUUUAAUACAAUACCAACAAAUGGUCUUGAGUGCUAUAAGUGUUAUUGUGCAGACAGUGCAGCCUGUCCAUGCAACGAAACGGAAUCACGUCAAGGAAAUAAUACAUACUGUGUUAUUACUCGGGAGCAUAUUGGUGGAAAUUUUGACAUAUCACUAGGGCAUAUUGGAAGAAAUUCUACAAAAGUAUACAUUAAAAAUCCGCACUACAUCUCUGUUCGGGAAUCUGUCAAAUAUAAUGAUAAUACGUCUGAAUGGGAAACUAUACCAGAUCUCAUUGCAUAUGGAUGUAAUUGGGAUUAUUGCAAUCAACCAGAACUCGUUCCACUACUACCAGGAAGUUUAUCUCUGUCAUUACCCAACGCAUGGUUGGACACUUUUAUUCUUGGUACAAACCCUUCGACCUGUCAUGAAUGUCGUGAUGGUCCCGUAUGUGGUGAUACUGACUUUUUUGAUAUUUCAAGGUGUCCAGAGAAGGCUUGCAAUGCAACAUGUAUUCUGAGUGAUCUAUUCGAUAAUCCGGAUACAAAUCCUCUUCAAUUCUGUUAUCAAUCGUUCUGUUAUGGGGAUGAAUCAACGUCUGAUCUUGAUAUAGACACACAUCGAAUUCAGGUCGAUGGCAUUUAUUAUUUGGAUACUCGGAAAUUUGAUAUUUGGGAAAUAGAUAUAUUUUGUCGUGCGGAUGACUGUAGUCGGCCAGAGAUAUUUAAUGAAAUACGGUCAAAUCUCACAACACAAAUCAAUGUAAAUGCAUUUCUCAGUCUUCGUCCUGAUGGUCUUUGGUGUUAUAGUUGUGAUCAAUGCAUUGAUACAACAACUUGUCCAUGUAUUGAUGUCGAAUUUAAAGAAGGAAAGGAUAGUUACUGCAUUAUUGAGCGUGAGAAUAUCGGACAAAACUUCUACACCACCAUCGGAUAUAUUGCAAGAAAUUCGACAAAAGUGUACAUUAAAAAUCCCUAUUACAUCUCUGUUCGGGAAUCUAUCAAAUAUAAUGAUGAUACGUCUAAAUGGGAAACCACACCAGAUCUCAUUGUGUACGGAUGUAAUUGGGAUUAUUGCAAUAAAGCUGAACUCGUUCCACAACUACCCGGAAGUUUAUCUCUGUCAUUACCCACAGCAUGGUUGGACACUUUUAUUCUUGGUACAAACCCUUCAACCUGUCAUGAAUGUCGUGAUGUUCCCGCAUGUGGUGAUACUGACUUUUUUGAUAUUUCAAGGUGUCCAGAGAAGGCUUGCAAUGCAACAUGUAUUCUGAGUGAUCUAUUCGAUAAUCCGGAUACAAAUCCUCUUCAAUUCUGUUACCAAUCAUUCUGUUAUGAGGGUGAAUCAACGCCUGAUUUUGAUAUAGACACACAUCGAAUUGAGGUUGACGGUAUUUAUUAUUUGGAUACUCGGAAAUUUGAUAUUUGGGAAAUAGAUAUAUUUUGUCGUGCGGAUGACUGUAGUCGACCAGAGAUAUUCAACGAAAUACGAUCAAAUCUAACACAAAAUGUUAGUGUCAAUGCAUUUCUAAAUCUUCGUCCUGAUGGUCUUUGGUGCUACAGCUGCGAUCAAUGCAUUGAUACAACAACUUGUCCAUGUAUUGAUACUGAAUUUAAAGAAGGAAAGAACAGUUACUGCAUUAUUGAGCGUGAGAAUAUCGGGCAAAACUUCUACACCACCAUCGGACAUAUUGCAAGAAAUUCGACAAAAGUGUACAUUAAAAAUCCCUAUUACAUCUCUGUUCGGGAAUCUAUCAAAUAUAAUGAUGAUACGUCUAAAUGGGAAACCACACCAGAUCUCAUUGUGUACGGAUGUAAUUGGGAUUAUUGCAAUAAAGCUGAACUCGUUCCACAACUACCCGGAAGUUUAUCUCUGUCAUUACCCACAGCAUGGUUGGACACUUUUAUUCUUGGUACAAACCCUUCAACCUGUCAUGAAUGUCGUGAUGUUCCCGCAUGUGGUGAUACUGACUUUUUUGAUAUUUCAAGGUGUCCAGAGAAGGCUUGCAAUGCAACAUGUAUUCUGAGUGAUCUAUUCGAUAAUCCGGAUACAAAUCCUCUUCAAUUCUGUUACCAAUCAUUCUGUUAUGAGGGUGAAUCAACGCCUGAUUUUGAUAUAGACACACAUCGAAUUGAGGUUGAUGGCAUUUAUUAUUUGGAUACUCGGAAAUUUGAUAUUUGGGAAAUAGAUAUAUUUUGUCGUGCGGAUGACUGUAGUCGACCAGAGAUAUUCAACGAAAUACGAUCAAAUCUAACACAAAAUGUUAGUGUCGAUGCAUUUUUAAAUCUUCAACCAAACUCUACUACAGCAGUUUCUCAAUUAAACACGUCUCAAAGUACAGGCGCAACUGUACGUCUUUCAUCAACCAUGUCUGGGAACACAAAUACAUUCAUUCCUGGAACAGGCAGUUCCACCAUUUCUACGUCAUCGACUGCCCUACCACCUAUUACUCAGCGAACGUCUGCUAGUACUCCCGGAAAUGGUGAUACCACUACAUCUACUCAGCGUACAGCGACAAUCACAAACUCUGCAGCCAUGUACACAUUUGAAUACUUCGUAAUAAUAAUAUGCAGUCUAUGUCAAUUACUAGCCGCCAUUUAUUAA
Messenger RNA from Didymodactylos carnosus, 2619 nucleotides. The record is from the annotation of a GenBank genome assembly. NCBI's taxonomy places the organism in Eukaryota, Metazoa, Rotifera, Eurotatoria, Philodinida, Philodinidae.